Messenger RNA from Lolium rigidum, 1836 nucleotides. Its product is annotated as TITAN-like protein. The transcript has 8 exons. The record is from RefSeq and is a predicted model, not a curated record. Bases 1 to 1281 code for a protein of 426 amino acids. Lineage: Eukaryota; Viridiplantae; Streptophyta; Magnoliopsida; Poales; Poaceae.
AUGCCGCCGAAGCGGGAGAGGAACCAGCCCGCCGGCGGCGGCGGGUUCGAGUACUGCGAGCUGUGCCGCCGCAACCACGACCAGGGCCGGCGCCACCGCUACUUCCCCGCCCACCGCGCCGCCCUCGCCACCGCGCUCUCCGGCUUCCGCUCCAAGCUCUCCGACCUCCGCCGCGCCCUCCUCCGGCCCUCCGCGCCCCCCGGCCGCUCCCGCCUCUGGUGCCCCUUCUGCUCCGCCGACCUCGUCGACCUCGACAGCCGCUUCGCCUGUAGCAAUGCGAUUUACCAUCUCGCGAGUCAGGAGCACCUGAAGGGCGUUAAGGAUUUCCUGCGGAAGCAUGGGGGCGGCAUGGACCAGGUGGAUUCGUUUAGGAUUUCAGAGGAUGAGCUUUCAAAGUGGGAGAAGGGCUGCGAGUCCUCGAGUACAGAAGCGCAGUCAUUGAGCAGGGGCCUGAUCGGACCAUCUCUGGGGCCGUUCAAAGAUAUCCAAAAUGAAACUACCUCUAAAAUUAUGGAUAGUUUUGCUGAAACUGACAUUCCAUCUUAUAGUAAUACUGCAUCCUGUGUUGUUAUGCCUUUACAAAGUCCUACCAAUGGGGCCUAUCACCCUACUAGUACAGCGUGCUAUGGACCUUCUGCUUCUCAAAGUGUUGCUUAUUCUGCUCCGCUCGGUACUUCCGGACUGCCCAUCGAACCCUGGGUCACAACACAUGAACACCAUGGUGUGACGAGUACAAACAUGUUUCGUGGUGCUGAUGCACAAAUGAAAGUUGCUCAAACUACUUUCACCGGAAAUGGACAAAACCCACUGGCUUCUUCUUUUGCACAUGUCCAACAGAGCCACUCUGGCGGGAAUUUGAAUCAGGGCCUGAAAGCAAAUGUGCAUACUGGUGCUCCUCCUCCUUGGUUAGAAGCUAGUGAGAAUGAUCCAAACAAUGGCUCACUCGGCAGCCAUGCGCUUCCAUCUUCUGGGAAAGGAAAAUCAAGAAAACUUAACCCAAAGCGUGUUGGAGCUGCAUGGGCAGAGAAAAGAAGAGCUGAAAUGGAAAUGGAAAAGCGUGGUGAAGCUAUUCCAGAAACGUCUGAUUCUAGUUGGCUCCCAAACUUUGGUGGUGUCUGGCAAUCUGGUUCGCGAAAGGAAUCGUUGAAAGACUUUGAGAAAAAACAUAAGCUUCCCGAGAAGAACAAUCCUGAGCUAUCUCCUGAGAUAAAACCAUAUAUCAGCAAAAGGAUGCGUGCAGGUCCUAAUAAAGAUGGACAGCCUGACAGUACUGUAGAAUAGUGAGGAGAUGUACAAUUUCUUGCCAGAUGCUUUUAUAAUUGUGGUCACAGUUUACCGUACAACAUCUGCUAGGGUGCUGCAGCAGGCUGCUUUUUUUCUCCGUCCAACACUCUGGAUCGCGGUCGACGGAAAGUCGGCACAUGGUUGAAUAGAGAUCAUCUGUAGCUUCGCAGCAUGUGCGGAUGCCAAUCAGCCCCAGUAAAUAGAAGGUGGAACCCUUUCCAAGAAGAUUUGUCUCGUAAAGUCCUCUUGAGCAUGUUGGUUGGUACUGCCACGUGCAUGCCUUCCGAGUCCUUGAUUGAACAUGAUCAGUUGACACUUGGAGCCUGAGACACUGCUUCGUGGCGCAAUUGAGUGAAUCGAAAGUGUAGUUCCUACAUUUACAAUUGUUUUGUGAUGUUUUUACUUAUCUUGAUGAUAACAUGUAGAGAAGGAACCACGCCAAUUCACAAACGUUGCUGUCCAGGGGCUGCGCCUUGCCAUGUAAUUUUUUGACCGAAUGAUUGAUUUUUUUCCGUGAAGUAACCGGAACGUGAAGCAUCGCUGACAGAUGCU